CUGCCCAAUCUGUAUUAUACUAUUAUAUAUGUAUGUCACGAUCAUUCGUACCAAGUUUAAUAAUAAAGAAGGAAAUGUGCAGCCGCCAGUCAUCUUCUCGAGUUGGUCGCUCGCACCAACUGUACCUUCCAAUCUUCCACCACUCUGUCUCCGCUUGCGCUCUCUCUCUCUCUCCCUCUCUCUCUCUCUCUGCCGCGACCGGCCGGCCGGCCAUGGCGUCGCCGUCGGUGAUGCGGGUGACCAUGGAGGUGGACGCCGACGGCGUGGCGAUCAUCGCCAUCUGCAACCCGCCCGUCAACGCCCUGCACCCGGCCAUCUUCGACGGACUCAGCGAGAAGUACGGCGAGGCCAUGGCCCGCGACGACGUCAAGGCCAUCGUGCUCACCGGCGCUGCAAGCAAAUUCUGCGGAGGAUUCGACAUCAAUACGUUCGCACGGAUUCAUCAGACUGGAGACAUGUCACUGCUGCCAGACUCUGUUAAGCUUGUGUCACAUAUGAUGGAAGAGGGCAGAAAACCUUCUGUUGCAGCCAUCCAAGGCCUUGCCCUGGGCGGUGGACUAGAGUUGACUAUGGCUUGUCAUGCUCGCAUAUCUACCCCUGAAGCUCAACUUGGACUGCCAGAGCUAACUCUCGGCAUAAUUCCUGGAUCAGGGGGAACCCAGCGUCUUGCGAGGCUUGUGGGUCUGCCCAAGGCUGUAGAAAUGAUGCUGCAAUCAAAGUUUAUUACAGCAAAGGAAGGGAAAGAACUCGGUCUCAUUGAUGCCCUUUGCUCGCCUGAUGAAUUGAUAAAGAUGUCAUGCCGUUGCGCUCUGGAGAUUGCUACUUGUCGUAGACCUUGGACAAAAUCUCUGGGCAGAACAGAUAAGCUUGGUUCACUGUCUGAAGCUCGUGCUGUGUUAAGUAUGUCAAGACAGCAAGUGAAGAAGAUUGCAACGAGUAUGCCGCAGUACCAAGCCUGCCUUGAUGUUAUUGAAGAAGGUUUGUUAUUUGGAGGCCAUGCAGGUGUUCUAAAGCAGGAAAAUAAAGUUUUCAAGGAGUUGGUGCCAUCGAAAACAUCAAGGGCACUUGUCCAUGUCUUUUUGGCCCAGCGUUCUACUACAAAGGUGCCAGGUGUUACUGAUGUUCAACUGAAACCUAGGCAAAUUAGAAAAGUUGCUGUUAUUGGUGGCGGCCUGAUGGGCUCUGGAAUUGCAACAGCACUUCUUGUGAGCAACAUAUCUGUUGUUCUCAAGGAAGUAAACCCUCAGUUUCUGCAAAGGGGACAAAAGAUGAUAGCAGCUAAUCUUGAGGGCCUGGUCAAAAGGGGCUCACUUAAAAGGGACAGGAUAAGCAAGGCCAUGUCACUUCUCAAAGGCGCUCUGGAUUAUUCGGAAUUCAAGGAUGUUGAUAUGGUUAUUGAGGCUGUUCUGGAGAACAUUUCUUUGAAGCAGUCUAUAUUUUCUGACAUUGAGAAGGUCUGCUCACCACAUUGCAUAUUUGCAACAAAUACAUCUACCAUCGAUUUGAAUGUUGUCAGCGAGAAGACAAAUUCUCAAGAAAGAAUUAUAGGGGCACAUUUUUUCAGUCCUGCUCAUAUUAUGCCCUUACUUGAAAUUGUCCGGGCGGAGAAGACAUCACCACAAGCUAUCCUUGAUCUCAUCACACUUGGAAAGAGAAUAAAGAAAGUCCCUGUUGUGGUUGGUAAUUGCACAGGAUUUGCAGUCAACCGUGCUUUUUUCCCUUACGGACAAGGUUCCAAACUUCUAGUUAGUCUUGGUAUUGAUGUUUUCAGAAUUGAUCGAGUAAUAAGCAGCUUUGGAAUGCCAAUGGGACCAUUUCAACUCCAAGAUGUGGCUGGAUAUGGAGUAGGCUUGGCAACAAGACAAAUCUAUGCUGCUGCCUUUGGAGAACGAAAUUUUAGCAGUGAUCUAAUGGAUUUGAUGGUACAGGAUGGGCGGCAGGGAAAGAACAACGGCAAAGGUUAUUACAUUUAUGAGAAGGGCAGGAAGCCAAAGCCUGACCCAGGUGUUCAGCAUGUGAUUGAGGAGUACCGAAAGCGCGCAAAGACAAUGCCUGGUGGAAAGCCGGUGACUUUAACUGAUCAGGACAUACUGGAGAUGAUUUUCUUCCCAGUUGUGAAUGAAGCAUGUAGGGUUAUGGAUGAAAAUGUCGUGAUUCGGGCUUCAGAUCUUGAUAUUGCGUCUGUUCUUGGUAUGGGCUUUCCCAAGUACAGGGGUGGUCUUAUCUUCUGGGCUGAUACUGUGGGAGCGCCUUAUAUACAUUCAAGGCUAAGCAAGUGGGCUGAAAUUUAUGGUGCCAUCUUCAAGCCGUCAUCGUAUUUGGAACAAAGAGCUAAAAGCAGCAUACCAUUGAGCGCGCCGAGCACCUGGCUGCAAGCUUCGACGAGGUCUCGCAUGUGAGGUGCUACUUCAGCAGUCGGCAGCGCAAAUCGCUCAGUCAAUACACACCCAUUAACUCAAUGCAAAAGGAGGCCCAGAAAAUGUAACAUUGUUCCCGUUUCCCUGACCGGGCUUCCACGACGAUCACAGCAAUACAUGGCUAGCUAUGCAUCCUAUUGCAAAUGGUUAAUGGUAUAGUGUUUCCUGCCUGGAAAAUCUGUACAUGGCACAGUCAUCCGUUUGAUCAGAGCAAUAAGUGGAGGAUACAUAUGCAGCCUCCCCGUUUUUAUAUGUGUGCGUGUUGCAAAUCAAAUGUAAGCCACCUGCUUGUGUGGAGCAGAACUCGUACUCAAACGAUGAUUCUGUCACCAUUCAGAAAGGUGUCUAUGGUCCUUUACAAAUUCAGUUGGCUCGA
Molecule: messenger RNA, 2793 nt
Organism: Panicum hallii
Lineage: Eukaryota; Viridiplantae; Streptophyta; Magnoliopsida; Poales; Poaceae
Product: peroxisomal fatty acid beta-oxidation multifunctional protein-like
Exons: 18
Coding region: 33-2399 (788 amino acids)
Biological process (GO): fatty acid beta-oxidation
Cellular component (GO): peroxisome
Molecular function (GO): NAD+ binding; (3S)-3-hydroxyacyl-CoA dehydrogenase (NAD+) activity
Source: RefSeq, a predicted model, not a curated record